Ananas comosus (pineapple) is the source of this 1229-nucleotide messenger RNA. RefSeq names its product cyclin-dependent kinase inhibitor 5-like. NCBI's taxonomy places the organism in Eukaryota, Viridiplantae, Streptophyta, Magnoliopsida, Poales, Bromeliaceae. Gene Ontology annotation, cellular component: nucleus. The coding region runs from base 150 to 974 and encodes 274 amino acids. The transcript has 4 exons. Gene Ontology annotation, biological process: negative regulation of cyclin-dependent protein serine/threonine kinase activity. Gene Ontology annotation, molecular function: cyclin-dependent protein serine/threonine kinase inhibitor activity. The record is from RefSeq and is a predicted model, not a curated record.
CAAAAGCCACCCCUCCUCUCAUUUCCCUCCUUUCUCUCUCGUCUCAAACCCUUCCCUCUCCCUCUCCCUCUCCCUAUCCCUCGCAUGCUCCCCUAAACCCUAGCGUAAACCCUAGCAGCGACAACAACGACGACGACGACACCGUUGCCAUGGGGAAGUACAUGCGCAAGGCGAAGCUCUCCGGGGAGGUCGCGCUCAUGGAGGUCUCCGCCCACCAAACCCCGCUCGGCGUCCGCACGCGGAGCCGCACCCUCGCUCUCCAGCGCCUUCAAAAACCCUCCUCCUCUUCCUCCCCUUCCUCCCCUUCCCGUUUCCCUGAUCCCUCCCUUGCCUACCUCGAGCUCCGGAGCCGCCGCCUCGAGAAGCCCCCGCCGCCGCGGCCCAAGGAGGAGCCCAAGGAGCGGGGCGGGGCCAAACCCGCGGCGCCCAAACCGGUCGGGCGCGGCGUAAGGAGCGCCAAUUCAGGCUCGGCCGGGUCGAGCUCGGUCGCGAGGCUCGCCGCCUCGGCGGCGGCGGCGGCGGCGGAGGAGGAGGAGGAGGAGGAGGAGGAGGAAGAGGAGGAGGUUGAGGCGUCGUUCGGCGAGAACGUUCUAGACGUGGAAGCUAGGGACAGUUUCCACUGCUUGAGGCAGGGCCACUAUUUACUUGUUAUGAGUCCUAUCAGGGUUCCUUGGAUGACCCAUGCAAGACCAUGUGGGUCUUUAAGUUGCAUAUGUGACUUCUCAAGGGAUGUGAGGGAGUCAACACCUUGUAGUUUGAUAAGGGAUUCGGAUGCAAUAGGAACUCCCAGCUCUACAACGAGACCGACGAACUCGAGUGCUUCAAACCGCCGAGAGCGGAAUUUGCUGCAUCGAGCUUUCCCGACUGCCCUUGAGAUGGAAGAGUUUUUUGCUGAUGCGGAGAGGCUCCAACAGCAAAUAUUUAUGGAGAAUUUGGUGGAAUUAUAUUUUGUAGGUACAACUUUGAUCCGAUAAACGACUACCCGCUCCCGGGGAGGUAUGAAUGGGUGAAGCUGGAUUACUAGGGCUUGAAAUCUCAAAAUCUUCAUCUGGCAACAGUUUCUUUCCCUUUCUCAACCUCUCCAAUUGUCCUUAACUUCUCCUCUCUGUGUUGUAAAAAUUUAGCUAAUCUAACUAGUUUGUAGCCUCUAAUUAUCUGUACCAUAGAGAAUUGGUGAUGAGUUGCACCUUGGAAAGAAAAGAAGGACAAAACAAAAGGAAAAAAAAAAA